UCAGCCGCAAACUGUAGAAGCGGCCCGACAAAGUUUUGUUCCGGUUUCCAGAUUCGCCGCACCAGCGUGCCGCUCUAGCCUCUUAUCCGCUCUAGCGAGUUAAUUUUUGGAUUCAUGCCUGCCAGGCGGCCACCCUCCCUCGGCGUGGGCGGCGGCGAUGCCACCCCCGGCUUCCCGCUCGCCUCGGAUUGCCAGUUGCCACGCCAUCACCUCCGAACCCUCUCCCCCAAAUACGCCUCCGGGCACCCUCACACCGAAGCACACGGGCGUGGAGCAGUCAUCCAUCUGAACUUCGUCGAUUGCUUUCGCGGUUUGUUACGCGAGUGUUCAAAGGGCGUCGAUCCGGUAAAACAGCUGGGCAGUUGGUUCAGUACAGGACUGUCGAGUCAUAGAGAUAUUUCUGUCCAUAACCUUUAUUGGAGCGCCAUGGAAGCUGUGCAAGGUGGCAUAGAGUUACUGGCUGCUGGAGAUGGCGGGCGCCAUAUUUCCCGGACCCUUGGGCCGGCGCUGCUGAUUUCGGUCGGGUAUAUUGACCUUGGGAAGUGGGUGGCGACGGUCGAUGCCGGGGCUCGGUUCGGGUAUGAUCUUGUGCUACUGGUGCUGCUUUUCAAUUUCUCGGCCAUUCUGUAUCAGUAUAUGUCCAUUUGUAUCGGCAUGGUCACCGGGAAGAAUCUUGCAGAGAUUUGCCGCCAGGAGUACAGUCAGUUCAUACGUGUCGGUCUUGGUGUCCAGGCAGCAUUGUCUUUGUUUGCUUCAGAACUUACUAUGAUUGCAGGCAUAGCAGUUGGAUUCAACAUUGUAUUUGAACACGACGAUCUUAUCUCAGCCGUUAUUUUUGCAAGCGUUGUAAUUAAUCUGCUACCAUAUAUUCUCUCCUCUCGGGACAAGAGAAUGGCUGGAACGUUAAAUGCCUGCAUAGCAGGCUUUGCAGUUCUUUGUUUUGUGCUUGGUUUAUUAGUCAGUCAACCAGAAAUUCCUCUUCAUGUGAAUGUGAUGUUCCCCAAGUUGAGUGGUGAAAGUGCUUACUCACUCAUGGCACUUAUGGGUGCAAACAUAAUAGUACACAAUUUUUAUGUUCAUUCAUCAGUUGUUCAGGUUCAGAGAAGAUCUCAUGUUCUUACCCUUGGUGCCUUGUUUCAUGACCACCUCUUUUCUAUAUUAUUUGUCUUUACUGGGGUUUUCCUUGUGAACUAUCUUCUGUUGAGCUCGGCAGCGGUUGAAUCUAGUAACAACACGAUCCUCACAUUCCACGAUGUUGUAGAGCUAAUGAAUCAGAUGUUUACAAGUCCCAUGGCACCAGUUGCGUUGUUAGCGAUUCUUCUCUUUUCGAGCCACAUCAUCUCAUUGACAUCUGUUAUUGGUAGCCAUGUGGUUACAGAGAAUUUCUUUGGUGUACACCUGUCUCUUACUGCACAUCAUGUGCUACUUAAAGUCAUUGCCAUUAUUCCAACCAUCUAUUGCGCAAAAGUUGCAGGCUCUGAAGGGAUAUACCAGUUACUCAUUUUAUGUCCAGUAAUCCAAGCUAUGCUCCUUCCUUCGUCUGUUAUUCCUGUUUUCCGUGUUGCCUCAUCAAGGCCAAUAAUGGACAACUACAGGAUAUCUUUACAUGUUGAAAUAUUAGCCUUUCUCUCAUUUCUUCUUACGUUGUUUACAAAUAUCAUUUUCCUAGCGGAAGUCCUGUUCGGUGACAGCAUCUGGACAAACAACCUGAAAGGGAACACAGAAAGCCCUGUGGUAUUUCCACAUGCUGUUAUAGUCCUAACAUCCUGUGCAUGUAUUGCUUUUACACUCUUUCUGGCUGUUACUCCACUAAAGUCAGCAAGUAGUGAAGCUGAAACUCAGGAGUUAUCUACGCACGCUCAGAGUGAAAGAGAAGCAUUGGACACUACUCAUCAAAGAAAAGAUAACGGAAUAUGAUUCACGUGAAGAAUUCAAAGAAUCUGAUCGUGACACUCAACAAUCAACUGCUUAUACAGACGCCAUUCCGAUGCUCACCCUUUAAUGUCUAGCAACCGUGAGAGGGUCAAAAUCAGUUGCUGGGGUUGACUUUGGAGAUUCAACAACAAAGGUCGCUACUGCCAUAGUAGUAGAGCAAAGUACCGCAGAACAUCAAAAUGAAGAUCAUGAGUUUUGGCAUUCAAGAAGCCCACUGGAGGUAAGGUGCCCUCUUUAUCUUCCAAUUGUCAACCAUCCCUUACUACGAGAGAUAUCGAUGCUGGCAAUAGCAAUCAUAGCCUAAAGGCACUCAUGCUGCAAUGGCAAUGGUAGCCUGAGCCUCUCAAGGUUGACUGGUGUUGACUGUGCUGCAAGGACACAUUUAGCAGCAAUUCUGGAUGAGUUCUCAGGGCAUCUUCUUGAUUAUCACGGUAAUCUUACACAAGAAGCUAAUGCUGAAUGGUUCAACUUUUUUGUUGGACUGGACUUCUAAGCAAAACAUUGAGGAUUCCAAGCUUGUGCGGUACUGUCGUCUGUCGAGCAAGCCACCUGCAGGAAAAUAGCUGUCACUGAGCAUCUUUUUGUUAGUUUGUAGGGUUCAUGGGUCAGCUUUAGGGGGUGCCAUUUGCUGCUUAUCAAAUCUUGUGUUCGUCUGCUUCAUGAUCACCGUGGUUGCCUGAACAGCGAGAUGUCCAAAACCUUGACAAUCCAUAAAAAAAAUGUCGCCUACUUAGUACAAAAUUUGUACUUAGUGUAAAAUGGAAGAUACUUUUAUGUAUCGGAAGGAGUACUAAAUUCUGUAAUUUGCUGAAGCAGCAUUGUAAAUUUGAAUGUUGUAAUUUUACAGUGAACUACCUAAUAUAGAUGGGUACACUAUGACAUACUCCCUCCAUCCGACGAGGUAGUAUUUGUUUAAAAA
This is a messenger RNA of Brachypodium distachyon (stiff brome), 2854 nucleotides long. RefSeq names its product protein ETHYLENE-INSENSITIVE 2-like. The transcript has 9 exons. Gene Ontology annotation, cellular component: membrane. Lineage: Eukaryota; Viridiplantae; Streptophyta; Magnoliopsida; Poales; Poaceae. The record is from RefSeq and is a predicted model, not a curated record. Gene Ontology annotation, molecular function: cadmium ion transmembrane transporter activity; manganese ion transmembrane transporter activity. Gene Ontology annotation, biological process: metal ion transport. The coding region runs from base 115 to 1917 and encodes 600 amino acids.